Molecule: messenger RNA, 1698 nt
Organism: Schizophyllum commune H4-8
Lineage: Eukaryota; Fungi; Basidiomycota; Agaricomycetes; Agaricales; Schizophyllaceae
Exons: 2
Coding region: 1-1698 (565 amino acids)
Source: RefSeq, a predicted model, not a curated record
AUGCACGUCGACUUGCCCGCAACUCAGUCUGGCAUGCACACGCAGGCUACGCAUCGCUGUCUCUUCAUUCCCGAAGUGCUGGCACUCAUCUGCGAAGCCUGCAUCGAUCCGCCAGACGUAGACUCUGUUGCCGCGAGAAACAGAGGGAUGCGCUCGCUCGUGAGGCUGGCGAGAACCUGCAAGACGAUCUACGCCGUCGCGAUUCGGUGCAUAUGGCAAAGUGUGACGGAGAUCGCGAUAUUGGCAGAGUACACCAUGCCUGGGUGCUGGGAGAUCAUCAGGGACCACCCCGAAGUAGAUGAGGGGGUCCCGAGCUCUGUGAUCUUGCCAGCACGGUCGAUACAAGAAGAGGACCUCAAGCGCUUCCGCUUCCAUGCGGCAUUUGUCAAGAAGAUGUCGUUUGGGGGAAGCGACUGGCCAAGGCUCUUCGUUGACGACUGCAUCAUCGCGCUGUGUCUCACGGCGACCGGCCCCCUCCUCCCGAACCUCACAUAUAUUGCAUGGGAUGUGGAAUUGAACCUAUUCUACCUCCAAUACUUCGCCUCGCCUACAACCCUCGAGCUCCGCAUUAAUGGGGGGUCUCUGACGGUCGGCGACGCGUACAUCUUGCGAUCUACUCCUCGGUGGUUUCCUAACCUAACAGACCUCUAUGUGGGAUACAGUUCAUCGUUGGCGGACGGGGCGAAGCAAGCUAUCGACAUCCUCGGGAAAGCCAUCUGCGGUUGGAAGCUCCGGAAGCUUGAGACGUCGCACAUCAAGGAAGAGGCGCUCCGGAGGCUCGCCGAGUUGCCCUCCCUCUGCGUCCUCACCUUGGAGGGAGGGCCAGUACAGAUUGGGCGCGCGGUCAACGCGUUGUUCGGCAACCCUCAGGGUCCCCGUUUGGGCUUCCUUCAAUUGUCAGAACUGGUGGUGAAGACCCCGGGAUUACGGCUAAGGCAUGCCGGCUCGCGGGACUGCUGCACGUUUCCUGCCUUGGAAACCCUGGAGCUGGGAUUAUUGCUGGAUCCAUGGCAAGCUACCUUUAUGCAGAUAAGCAACCUCUGUCCAUCCCGUCCUCGCCUGCGUCGACUUGUAUUGGAGGACGAAGACCACCCUGCCGCGGGCGUCUCGCAACCGAUACCGGCAACGGACAUCAGGCUCUUAGGGCCGUACACACACCUAGAGGAGUUGAUUCUCACUUCCAUCUACGGAUUCCACGUAGACGAAGCUGACGUCUUAUGGAUCGCCAGAUCGUGGCCCAAGCUCCGCGUGCUGCACCUGCGACCGAAGUACAGGCAACGCGACGAUGCGCGCCGGCGCAUACCGCCGCUGCACGCGCUGCGACAUCUCGCCCGCCAUUGCCCCCGGCUCGCGGACCUUGCCAUCGAGGUGGACGCGACCGCUGUCCCGCUUGCGGAGGCACCGACGGACGCAGUGCAGAUGGAGCUCCGCCUGUGGCGCGCCGGCUGGUCGCCGAUUACAGCACAGAGCGUCCCGUACGUCGCAGCGUACCUCUCGACGGUCUUCCCCUGCGUCCAGAACAUCGUCUCGACCAUGCCCGGCGCCACCUUGCAUGUACCGGAGAACCUGAAUUGGCGGGAGGUCUGCAGCCUCAUUCCAGUCUUCAACGCCGUUCAGGGACAUGCGUACAGACGCCUCAUGCACGGAAGCGCGGACAGCGGUGAAGUGAUCAAGAGGAUGGUAGGCCUUGUAGAGUGA